AAUUUGAGGCUCAUAACGACUUGAGUAGCCGUGUGUCUGUUACUCAUUGUUAGUCCAUCUCUCUCGUACUUGAGAUGAUCAAGUGGUAUAUUGUGGUGUGGCAAUAAACGACAAAUUAUAAUGGGUGAGACAAAGAGACAGUCAAUUGACUCAAAAGGUAUUGGCUUGGUAUAUCCAACAAUGUAUCACAAUCACAAUGUUUGAACGUGAACGUGUUGUAAUAAAAAAGUUGAAUUACCUUUAUCUCGCACCGAUAAUGGAGCUAUAUUGGCGUUAAUAACCCCAUGUUCGUUUAACGACGUUGCCACAACGACAGUGAAUCGUGGUGAAGUUCCUCCACUUGCAAAGUGUGAUUUCUAUAUUUGAACAUUUGCCCGCCAAGUAAGUUUAAUACAUGGAUCGGCGAUCUCAUCCAGUGUGGUUUUCGCGAAAUUCCAAAAACUAAUCUCUCUGUUGUCCUUAAAACUUACUAAAUCAUUCCAAAGAUGGGUUGAAAAUUUAGUGAAUAAAAAUUAAUAUCUAGAUUUAGGGUGCUCUGUGAUUGGGUGUGUGUGUGGACCAACAGGUGAACUACCAGGAUGGACGAGGCGGAUCAGGUACUUGUGGCAAAAGCGACUGCCAUGGUGAUCCUAUUUUUGGCCUCACUCUUAUUCGGUUUGGCACCAUUUAAAUUGUCCAAAUGGUGCAAAUGGGAAACAGAGACUGGCCGAAAGUCCAAAACUGGCAGGACAAUUGGUGGUCUUUUAUGCUUUGGAGGUGGUGUCCUGCUGGCCACCACGUUUCUCCACUUGCUCCCUGAAGUUGGGGCAAAUAUUGAUGCUCUAGUGGAGUCAGGUCAUCUUCCCGAGAUGCCUUUUCACACAGCUGAGCUACUCAUGUGCACUGGCUUCUUCCUCAUGUGCCUGGUGGAAGAAGUGAUACACAUCUAUCUGAGACGUAGUCAGAGGAAACAUUCACCACAUUCACCAGAAGAAGCCUUCGAGAGGGCUUCAAGACGAUCUUUCCGCAACGGAAGCAUAUCUACAACAGAUCUUGUAAACGGUGAUAAUGGUGAAGCUCAGAAGCAUCAAAUGACCGGAUUAGAAACUGUUCAUGCACAAAUUCCUACAGGUCAUACUCAUCUUCAUGGACACACACACCUGCCACAGUCUCAGGCUGAAACAGAGACGAUUCUCGUAUCAUCUCUGCGUGGCCUCUUGGUAGUUCUGGCACUAUCUGUGCAUGAACUCUUCGAGGGCCUUGCUGUAGGCUUGGAAUCCUCAGCAUCAACAGUGUGGUACAUGUUUGGGGCUGUGGCUGCCCAUAAACUUGUCCUGGCAUUCUGUGUUGGUGUUGAGCUUGUCGUGACACGCACCCGUGGCUUCCUGGCCGCUAUCUACAUCAUCACAUUCGCAGCUGUGAGCCCAAUUGGCAUUGGAAUUGGGAUGGGAGUGUCAGCAUCUGGAGAUGCAUCUGCCACAUCCGUUCCAGCUGCCAUUUUACAGGGCUUAGCCACAGGUACUCUUCUCUACGUGAUCUUCUUCGAAAUUCUCUCCAAAGAUCGUUCUGGUUUCAUAAAAUUCCUCGCCAUUCUCAUUGGAUUUGGCGUUAUGUUUGGCCUGCAGUUCCUCACCGGUCACGAGCAUAGUCAUGGUGAUGAUGAACAUGGGCACGGACACAGUCAUUCACGAUCUGCACGAGGCUUCCCCGACACAUCAAGUGCCAUUCAUUCUGCUGACUAAUCAGCAUGCCUAUCAUUAAUUUAUUCACCUGCCUCAACAUCUUCAGUCUAUGUAUGUUUUUGUACUUAUUUUUUUUCUAAUUUUACAAGGAAAAGAUCAAUAAAUUUUCUUAAAAAAAUACACCGAAAAUUUACUUCU
This is a messenger RNA of Phlebotomus papatasi, 1859 nucleotides long. Its product is annotated as zinc transporter ZIP3-like. The record is from RefSeq and is a predicted model, not a curated record. The transcript is spliced from 4 exons. The coding region runs from base 579 to 1721 and encodes 380 amino acids. Gene Ontology annotation, biological process: zinc ion transmembrane transport. NCBI's taxonomy places the organism in Eukaryota, Metazoa, Arthropoda, Insecta, Diptera, Psychodidae. Gene Ontology annotation, molecular function: zinc ion transmembrane transporter activity. Gene Ontology annotation, cellular component: plasma membrane.